This is a messenger RNA of Rhopalosiphum padi (bird cherry-oat aphid), 1068 nucleotides long. RefSeq names its product myoneurin-like. The record is from RefSeq and is a predicted model, not a curated record. The transcript is spliced from 3 exons. Lineage: Eukaryota; Metazoa; Arthropoda; Insecta; Hemiptera; Aphididae. The coding region runs from base 90 to 569 and encodes 159 amino acids. Gene Ontology annotation, biological process: regulation of transcription by RNA polymerase II. Gene Ontology annotation, cellular component: nucleus. Gene Ontology annotation, molecular function: DNA-binding transcription factor activity, RNA polymerase II-specific; sequence-specific DNA binding.
ACGCGUUCCACGUUCUUACGUAUAUUCAUCGUCUCGUCUACAUUUUAUUAUUAUUAUUUUACAACACUGUGUGUCUUAUAUUUACGAAAAUGUUUAACUGUGCGAUUUGCGGAAAAGUGUACGUUCAUAAGCGCGAUCUGAACAGACACGCUAAAACCCACGAUGGAUCAACGAAUUCAUGCGGGAUAUGUCUCAAGACGUUCACCCGCCCGGACAACCUUAGAAACCACGUACAAAAUCUGCAUAUGAUCGUUAAAAACACACCUGAAUUCCACAGCGCUGUACAAAUAGGCGGCGCAAUGGGUCGCGCAUCGGUCAUAAAUUGGGCACCCCCCACCACUACCCCACACGCUCAACCAGAUGUUUCGCCUACGACGACGACCAUCUUGACUCACGACCGCCACCGUGCGGGCACAAUUACUCUCCCGCGUCAAGCCCCACCAUCAACGACCCGCAUACCGACUAUCGUCACCCCCGUCACCCGCACAGGCGACAGUCACCAGGUCCGUUGCAAGAUCCCUUACCCCCACCGCACCAUCAAGACCGAUCUCGCCACUGUCGGACGGUGAAGGGGUGGCUUACACGGAAAAUACUCCGAAAAACAUCAAACGGAAAAAGACGCGCAUGCAAAAGGUUAAUACUACGGGCUUUAUCGAAAUUGAAGCAUCGCUUAGCCGCACGAUCGUGUGGUAUUUUAGGAAAAACGUCGAUAAUGUAACCAGUUACCGCGCGUUCCUAAAUUCGAUAGAGUCCGAACUAAUCGCAAAAUUACGCGAGCGCGCGCGUAUUAACCCGAUUAAAUACAACCUGAAAUUAGAGGCCACGUACGUCGUACCUAAUUUAAACAAUUCGGCUCAAAACCGUGCGUUUAAAACUUCGGCUCGCGAACUAUACGCGCACAGCAAUGUCGAGGGUUUGGUCGAUCGUGAUUUCGCGAAGCUCCAGGCCGAAGAAGAUUCAUACGCCGGGAAAUACAGCGGGUUUGCCUUAUCGUGCAUCGACGGAUUACUCUUGGGCGUGGGAGAAGUUCGGAAACUGUAAUAUUUGCUAUUUUAUUAAAAUGAUGCA